CCUUAAAGGCCCCCCCAGCCGCUCCCCUCAUCGCCCACCUAGCCCUCUCCUCACCUUCUUCCCAGCCCUGCCCCUCCCAGAGCUUCCCUACCUACCUGUUCCAAGCCCCUUAGAGCCCCCGCAGGCCUUCCCCUUGUAGCUUCUUCCGCCCCCCCGCCCUCAGCCUCUCCCCCUCUGCCUCGGUCCCUCCCUGGCCGCUGUUCCCAGGUCUCAUUGGCCCCUCAUCUCCCCAGUAACCAGACCACAACAGUGCGCUCGGAGGCACUGCGGCAGGUAGGUCAGGUACCCCACGGCUCGGAGACACUAAGAGCCUCCUGUGCCCAGCGCCAGGCUCCGAGCUGGGACUAAAGACAUGUGCAUGGCGGGGCGUCCGGGAGGGGUGGAGCGGCCGGAGCUGGUUCUGGAGUCACCCCCUCCCCACUCAGUCCCUCGCUCACCCUCUUUCGGCCCAGCCUACCCGCUGUCUGAAUGGGUGCUGUGUCGGCCCCUGCAGGAGCCCCACCCUCUGUGGCCAAGAUGCCCUUGGGACACUCAGCUGUGAGCACUCGCUCCGAGGAAAGCGAGGCCUUCCUGGAGGGCAUGGUGGACUGGGAGCUGAGCCGCCUGCAGAGACAAUGCAAGGUGAUGGAAGGCGAAAGGCGGGCCUACAGCAAGGAAGUCCACCAGCGCAUCGACAAGCAACUGGGGGAGAUCCGGCGCCUAGAGGAGCUGCGGGCCAACCUCCAGGUGCAGAUCAGCGUCGCCCAGAGCCAAGUCAAGCGGCUACGGGACAGCCAGCGGCUGGAGCGCAUGGGCCACCUACUCAAAUGCCGGGCCCAGGUGCAGGCCGAGGUGGAGGAGUUGCAGAAGCAGACCAGAGCCCUGGACAGGAAAAUCCAGGAGUGGGAGACCCGGCUCCUUACCCAUCAUAAGGGUGUCACGGCCCCAGGAUACAUCCUGGAUCAGAAGGUCAAGAUCCGGCGGCGGAUCAAGAUCCUGGAAGACCAGCUGGACAGGGUCACCUGCCACUUUGACAUCCAGCUGGUGCGGAAUGCGACGCUGCGGGAGGAGCUGGACCUGCUGCGGGUCCAGAGGAACCGCUAUCUGAAUGUGGACCGCAAGCUGCACAAGGAGAUCCAGCAUCUGCGGCAGUCUGUCAACACCCUCAUGGUCUCCUCCACCUCUGCCUACUCGGUUAGGGAGGAAGCAAAGACCAAGAUGAGCUUGCUGCGGGAGAGGGCUGAGAAGGAGGUGAGCCAGAACGAGACAGAGGUGCAGGCUUUGCUGCGGCAGAUUUCGCACCUGGAGCAUCUGCACGCCUUCCUGAAGCUCAAGAACAACGAGCGGCAGCCUGACCCCGCCAUCGUGGAGAAGCGGGCGCAGAGGGCCCGGGAGGUGGAAGAAGGCCUCCGAAAGACCUCCCAGGAGAAGCUGGUGCUGCGGUAUGAGGAUGCCCUGAGGAAACUGUCUCAGCUGACUGGGGAGAGCGACCCCGACACUUUGGUGGAGAAGUACCUGGAGAUUGAGGAACGAAACUUCGCCGAGUUCAACUUCAUCAAUGAGCAGAACUCUGAGCUGGAGCACCUGCGGGAUGAGAUUAAAGAGAUGCAGGAGGCCAUAGCUAGCGCCCGUGCUGGAGAGGAGGCCCAGAGCUCCCUGCGGGAGGAGCAGCGGACGGCGUUGCAGCGGCGUGUGGACGAGGUGCACACGGAGGCCUCGAACCUCGACACCCACUUCCAGGAAUUGCGGCAGCUGCUGGAGAAGCUUAAGGCCGAUCUCCAGCAACUCUUCACCCAGGCCCACUGUGACAGCACUGUCAUCAAUGACCUCCUCGGGAUCAAGACCCAGAUGCAGGACCGGGACAUAGGCCUGUUCCUGGGCCUUAUCGAGAAGCGAGUGGUGGAGCUCCUGACGGUGCAGGCCUUCCUUGACUCCAAGAGCUACACCUCCUCCAGCUUGUUCAACGCUGCUCUCAUGGGGCUGGGCCAGAGUCCAGAUGAUCUUCGGAAGAAGCUGGCCCCGCCUCAGCUCCCCGACAACCUAGAAGACCCCCCAGGUUUUGAGGGCAAAGACAACUAUCCUUUGAGCAAGGAGGAGCUGCUGAGCCAGGUGGUGAAGUCGCUGGAGGCUCGGGAGCAGGCCCGGGAGCAGGCCAGGGAGCAGCACCAGAAGGAGCUGGCUGAGGUGGUGCACAAGGCCGACAGCAGCCCAAAUGGGGGCUUCACAGGCGCCCAGGGGGCCAGCUCAACCACGGUCCUGGUGAGCACGCAGAGCGCCAGCGGCGCCCCUGGCUCCAUCCUGAGCCACAGGACAAACGGCAUCCUGACGUCCAGCGGGGCCCGGGCCACCGGCUCCAACGUCGGCCACGUCACCUUUGGCAUCCCAAGCUCCAGCGGGGGCUACGGAUCCAGCCACGCCACCUAUGGGGACCCCAGCUCCACAGGCUCCAGCGCCGGCCGCGCCACCUUCCAGCCGUUCAGCUCCGAGAGCUACCCGGCCUCCACCGGGUACCAGGAGUCCAGCGGAGGCCAGGAAGGCGCUGGGGGCACUGAGAGUCGAGGCACGGGGUCCGAGUCGAGCGGAGGCCCAGUCUCAAGCAUGGGUCCUGCUUCCAGCACUGGUGCCAGCUCCACUACCAGCAAAGACUACCAGGGCUACUACUAGGGGCCCUGGCCCUGGCUCCUUGCGGGGGCGUCUCUGGGUCUCUGACUCCCUGUCUUUCCCUCCUAGUCCCUCUCUCCAUCCCUCCCCCCUAACUGUGCCCCUGUAUCUGUGUCCCUCUGCCCCUCACCAUCCCCUUAUCUCUGUCUCUGGGGCUCUUCCUCCUUCCCCAGUCCCCUGUUUUGGCUUCCCAUUUAGCACAUCUCUGCCACCUUGUCUCCACAAUCCAUCUCCCAAUCUCUCAGUCUCCCUCUCUGUCCCCCUAACUCCUCUGUUUAUUCUCCCACCUCAUAUCUCUGCAUCCCCAUUUUUCUCUCUCCCUCUCCUUGGCUCCAGCUCCCAGACUCUCCUUGCAGCUCAUGCCCCUGUCUCUGUAGCUCCUCAUUCCUCGUGCCCCCACAUGAAGAUUCUCCCAGUCUUGACCUGGGGAGGGUGGGGGGUAGGAAUCAGGACCAAGAUAUCAGGUCGAGCAGGAGCUGUGACCACAGGAAAUAAAGGGCAGAGCCUGACUUUUCUCCCAGCCUGGUUACAAGUGCUUGUUUGUGAACAGGCAAGCUUGAGACAUGGGAAUUUCUCUACCUCCAGCCCAGGGGGAAGUGUGUUUUCUGCUAGUCAUGCAUUCAUAAAGUCCCUGCGUGGUGCACAUGGUAAAGCACUCAACUGCUAACUGAAAGGUUGGUGAUUUGAGUCCACCCAGAGGUGCCUCAGAAGAAAGGCCUGGCAAUCUACUUCCAGAAAAGAAAAUCAGCCACUGAGAACCCUGUGGAGCGCAGUUCUACUCUGCACAUAUGAGGUCUCCAUGAGUCAGAAUAAACUCAAUGCAACUAACAACAACUAACCUAAAGGUUGGCGAUUUGAACCCACCCGGGGCACCAUGGAGGAAAGGCUUGCUUCCAUAAAGAUCUGCUUCCAUAAAGAUUACAGCCAAGAAAACCCUACAGAGCAGUUCUGCUCUAACAUGGGGUCGCUGUGAAUUGGAAUUUACUCAACAGCAAUUAAAAAAAAAACAUUCAUUCAUAACAUCCCUGGGUGGCGCAAAUGGUUAGGUCAUCUGCUAACUAAAAGGUUGGAAGUUCAAGUCCAACCAGAGGCACCUUGGCAGAAAGGUCUGGUGAUCUGCUUCUGAAAAAAAUCAACCAUUGAAAACUGUAUGGAUCACAGUUCUACUCUGAAACACAUGGGGUCCCUGUGAGUCAAAAUCGACCUGAUGGCAACUGAUACUCAUUCGUUCAUUCAUUUCAUUUUUUGAGACCUCCAUAUUUGGGCUCUACUGGGACUAUUAGUCAGGACAGGCUGGGUCAUGCCGUAGUAACAAACAGUCCCAGAAUCCCAGUGGCCUAAUGCAACAUACGUUUACUUCUCUCCACCGCUACUGGUCCAUUGUGGAUUAGCUAAGAGCCCGGCUCCACACCAUCUUUGUAACCCAGGCUGAUGGGACAGCCACUGCCUGGAGUGUUGCCAGUUUCGUUGCCUGUAAGAAAGAGAAAAUGGCAUGCACGGACUCAAAGCUUCUACCUGCAUGAUACACGUUCCUUCCACUUGGUCCAAAUGAGUCACUUGGCCACAAAGGGGGGUGAGUAGGAAGUGCAAUCUUGCUGUGUGUCUGGAAGGAGAGAGAGAGGAAGGGAUGUUUGUGGACAGCCCUAAUGCCUGCCACAGCGUCACAGAGAUAAAGCAGACCCUGUUCCCAACCUGGAGUCCCUGAGUGGCCCAAACAAUUAAGCGUUCCACUACUAACUGAGGAAGGUUGGCAGUUUGAUCCCACCCUAGAGGUGCCUUGGAAGAAAGGCCUGGUGAUCUGCUUCUGAAAAGUCACAGCCUUAAAAACCCUAUGGAGCACAGUUCUACUCUACACACAUGGGGUCGCCAUGAGUCAGAAUCAACUCAACGGCAUCUGGUUUGGU
Molecule: messenger RNA, 4544 nt
Organism: Loxodonta africana (African savanna elephant)
Lineage: Eukaryota; Metazoa; Chordata; Mammalia; Proboscidea; Elephantidae
Gene: ODAD1
Product: outer dynein arm docking complex subunit 1
Exons: 14
Coding region: 469-2643 (724 amino acids)
Biological process (GO): outer dynein arm assembly; cilium movement
Cellular component (GO): axoneme
Source: RefSeq, a predicted model, not a curated record